AUGACAACUAGCGAUGAGAUGGGCACCUUCUGCCACGACCACAUCCAACACCCGCUGAUGUGGUGCGAUGAUAAGAAGCGCCUAAUCGAACGCAAAAAUGCCGAGGAGAGUUUACGUAUGUGGCGACGUCGCAAGGCUGAGGAAUGUGCUCGCAAGGAGAAGGAUAAACAGGAGUACUACGAUUUGUUUCUGCAGCACUGCCCCUGGGGUCGGCCGGGUGGUGGCGCUCCCAACGUGGAGGUGCGACGCAAGGAUAUUACCGCUGUCGGUCUGCACUCAACGCCAACAGUUACUACCGCCCAUCGCAUUAACUCGCUGCAGCCAUGCCGCUACAAUGAUUACUUCUCCAUGCAGAAAAAUUGCUACAAAAGCCCGCUGGCGGCUUACCAUAACCAUCACCAUCAGCAUGCUUACCCACCUCAGCCGGGCGGCCGAAUGACACACGCGCAUUCAAUUCAUCAUCUGCGAGAGAGCGGACCUCGGAGCAGCAUUGUGACCAUCUGUGAGCGCGAGCAUCCCGUGAAGGCUGGUGUCAGCCUGGGCCACAAUGCGAAUGGGCAUGUGGACAUUGAGUUACGAUACAGGCCUCCCCCACCGUGCAAAAGCAAGCCGACGCUAGACAAGACUCUUGCUAAUAGUGAGGGUGACCAUCCUCUGCAGCAAAAGCUUGUCUCACAAAAAAAGAAACUACAGACAAAGCUGGAAAAGCCGCUGUGCAAAGAGCCCUGGGGCAAGGCCGGCCCUGGUGGCAAGCCCUGGCGCAGUCCCAAAGAAGUAGGCAACACUUUUAUGAAAUCGAUGGGCUGGACGAAUAAGGAAAUGCUUAAGGAGCUCGACCAGGACAAUCCCGUAACUCCCGCUGAGAAAAACACAUUUCGCAAAUCGAGGGGCAGCAAGCCUUCUAAGCCCCAGCGCUGUUGUGAGCUUUGCACCUGCUCUUGCCCCGCCGUGAACACCUUGAGUCCACUAAAAUCGUCUAGAAAGAUUGCAGCUGCGGGGCCGCAUGCGCCUGCAUGUGGUCUGCGAUCACCGCCCAAAGAAUGCAAGCCUGUAAAACUAUGCCCACGGGUGCAGCGAGGGCACUGUACGGGCGAAACUGGCAACAGUACAGCUACACCGGAUGCCAGUACGGAGAAUGGAGCAGGCGUUGAGCUGGUGCCACUGCUGGCGCGCAGGCGCGGCUUAAACCGGCCCAUCAGUCUAUCUAGCACGGAUGUAACGAAGAGGAUACCCUCGCAUGAUAGGUACGCACCACCCAAGCACAAGACAAAGUCCAACAAAGAGCAGAACAUCAGCAAUAUCAUCAAAAACAUUAGUCACAUAAAGCGGCCUUCCAAGAAUUUGAACUGCAAGUUGCAGUGCUGCGAUUGCGGCUGCACCCCAACCAUGACGCCGCUUCGGGCGGCCGGGUGUUGCCUCAAGCGCCUUACAGUGCACAUACGAUAA
Messenger RNA from Drosophila novamexicana, 1446 nucleotides. RefSeq lists its product as uncharacterized. The transcript is spliced from 6 exons. NCBI's taxonomy places the organism in Eukaryota, Metazoa, Arthropoda, Insecta, Diptera, Drosophilidae. The coding region runs from base 1 to 1446 and encodes 481 amino acids. The record is from RefSeq and is a predicted model, not a curated record.